ACGCAUUCAAAAUGCGACUCGUGCAUCGCACAGCGAAAAGAACGCUACCGUCUUUCUAACGCAGAUUUAAAGAGUACCAUUUAAGCACCAAAGGAAUGCAGGAGCGAAAACACACACACACACCGAGCAAACAAUCAAAUCGGAAAAUCCCAUUCUUCAACGAAUUGCAUCCCGCGCAAAGCAAUCGAAUCGGGAAUCCAAAUUAGAGCAGAGCAAAUACAAAAAAACAAAGCAAAACAAACAAAGCUCUCUGCAGACGCCUCCACCACCUCGUUAAGGAGGUUUUUCUUGUUGUUGUUGUUGCUAUUGCGAAUCUUCUGCCAAAGGGCCUGCGGAAUUUGAAGCAGAGUGGCCCAAGGUCGAACGCAAUUGCCGCUCGUUAUCUACUGGCUGCGUGCACUAACGAAGCCUUCGGGUGUUCGUGGGGGAAAUGGUACGACAGGAAUGACCCAUUUUAAAAGCGGCAAGCAUUGUUUGGAAGUCGUUAGAUGACAUUGAAGCUAGUUGUCGGUACAGUGGGAUGAUGUAUCGGUUGCAUUCUAUGUGCGUGUUUUUUUUACUUCAAGCCGAUGCUCGAAUCUGUAGCUGACGCAUUUUAAUAAUGAUUGACAGUGCUUUUUUUGUAAACAAACGGAAACGGAACCAUUUUCAUCGUACACAACCGUCCUGGAGUCUAGGUUUAUUUAAUUACAACAUACACGAUCCAUACAGAAAUGACGGGCGGAGAUUUCAGUCACAACUUCCAAAAAAAAAAGGCACAGCAAUAGAAAAUGUUCGAGGGUACAGAUGAAGAUUCAAUUAUAGUUUAGGUACAAUUUUGUUUUUUACUUGUCCGUCAAUGCCAUUUCGAUUUUUCGUCUUCAUUUGUUUUAGUUCUUCCGAAUGUUAUGUUGUACAUUGUGAUUUAAAAAUUCAAAUUAAGGACAAAUGUGUACGAAACAACUAGAAUUGAUAAAAAUCUUCCAUAUUACCUACCUUUAGGCGCUGAGCAUUAUCGUCGAAGUGAAAUCCUAUUAUUAACCUUUUGAUUAAUCUACUAAUGCCUUUCAAAUAGCGUCAAUUAGCUUUAGGACUUCCAUUGACCCUUGUUUUGUAUCGAUUGCAUUCUUCAAGAUGAGGAGCUGAGCCUAAAGCAGCGCCUAAAACCAUGCAAAACGCAUCGCAAAAGCGGCAUUGUCGGGCAAUGCGACACCAUUUGGAGCGUUGGACAACGUUGUGUGAGUUUUGUGACUACAGUUCUUGUGUUCUUUCUUUGAAACAUUGUCCUUUUCUUGCAGAACUACAACUUGCAGAAGUGGCCCCGUCCCCGGAAGAAUGCUCUUAACAGUGUCUGUGUGUCUCUGUGUGUGUGUGUGUGUGUGUGUGUGUGGGCGUGUGACUGAGAGGAUGUGUGGCGUAUUCAUCUUCAACAUCGUGCAGUGGACACCGAUCAAGUACCUCGGCUACUCGUACCCGCUGUGGGCCCACGCGUUCGGCUGGUUCACCGCCCUGUCGUCCAUGCUGUGCAUCCCGGGCUACAUGAUCUGGCUGUGGAGAAACACCCCCGGCGAUCGCGCUAACAAAAUUCGACUGAUCGUUCGAAUCGAGGACAGCGUGAGCCAGCUGCGGGAGAGAAUGCAGGCCGACGCCGAGAAGGGCAUGGAGCUGUAACGGGCUCCGCAGGGCGCACGCACAGCUACGAUGUUUUGCGUUUAAUUCAAUUCUUCCCCCUUCCCCUCCCCUCCACCCGCGCCAAGAUACCAGCUUUCCAGCAAAGUAACAACCAAACCAUGAAACCCAUUAUUUAACUAUCAUACCGAGUUUCGAGAGACGCAUUGUUUGUGCUUCUUUGUUUUUUUUUUUUAAUUUUAUUUUUUGAUAUUUUUUUUAUAUAGACAUAUUUAUAUAAACCUUCACAUAAAAUAAGCCGGUUUGGAUCUCCAA
This is a messenger RNA of Anopheles gambiae (African malaria mosquito), 1923 nucleotides long. Its product is annotated as sodium- and chloride-dependent GABA transporter 1. Lineage: Eukaryota; Metazoa; Arthropoda; Insecta; Diptera; Culicidae. Gene Ontology annotation, cellular component: membrane. The transcript has 3 exons. Bases 1315 to 1650 code for a protein of 111 amino acids. Gene Ontology annotation, biological process: sodium ion transmembrane transport. The record is from RefSeq and is a predicted model, not a curated record.